Petromyzon marinus (sea lamprey) is the source of this 3937-nucleotide messenger RNA. RefSeq names its product high affinity cAMP-specific and IBMX-insensitive 3',5'-cyclic phosphodiesterase 8B-like. Gene Ontology annotation, biological process: regulation of DNA-templated transcription; signal transduction. Lineage: Eukaryota; Metazoa; Chordata; Hyperoartia; Petromyzontiformes; Petromyzontidae. The record is from RefSeq and is a predicted model, not a curated record. Gene Ontology annotation, molecular function: 3',5'-cyclic-nucleotide phosphodiesterase activity.
CGACUCACAGAGAACACACACACACACGAACACACACACACACGAACACACACACUCACACACUCACACACACACACGAACGUGCUUAGGGAUUGGCUCUAACCCAAUACAGUACAGGUGAUCUCACCCUCCCGCCUCUGCUGAGAGGGAUAGGUGGCACGGGGGGGGGGGCUAUAAGAGAGACAAAGACGGAAGGGGACUUUGAUUGACAGGAGACAGAGGACGAGUCGCAAGUGGAUGUCCCACCGCCUGUGUGAGUCCCGACUCCGUAGCUGCUGGAGUCACGCUACCCACCCGCCCCCCAAAUAGUUCAGCUGCUGAGAGGGCAUUGAGAGGGCAAGGACGGCACCAUGGACGGGGAAUUAAGCAACGGCUCCGAGGGACGACUGCAGGCCUCGGCAAAGGAGGUGUCGUUUGGACCGAUCCGACUGCUGCAGGAUCCGAUUCAGGCGCUGCUGGUGUUUGCGCGCGAGGACAGCCAGAGCGACGGGUUCUGGUGGGCGUGCGAGCGCGCCGCCUACCGUUGCGCCAUCGCCCACUCCGCCGAGGCGGCGCUCAACCUCGUCCUGGCCUCCCACCCGGACCUCGUGGUCGUCGACGGGCGAAGCUCGCAGCACUUCAGCGCCGAGGCCGUGUGCAGGUCUAUAAGGGCGACGAAGGAUUCGGAGCACACAGUGCUGGUGGUAGUAACUAGAAAAAUACCGUCUGAUCAGGAGGAGGAGGAAAGCAUCCUGCCCCUGCUAACGGCUGGCUUCACACGGAGGUUCGUGGAGGACCACCGAGUGAGCGUCUGCUACAACGAGCUGCUUCAGCUGGAGCACGGGGAGCUCCGCGCCAGCUUCAAACUCAGGGCGUGCAACGCGCUGCUGGCCGCGCUGCAGCGCUGCCACGACGCGGUGGAGAUCACGAGCGAGGAUCACGUGAUACAGUACGUGAACCCGGCGUUCGAGCGCGCCACGGGAUUCUCGUCGGACGAGCUGGUGGGCCGCACCGCCCCGGAGCGCGCCCUCGGCUCGGACGCCCGCGCCCACGGGCAGCCGGCGCUCGCUCGCGCUCACGCUCACGGCUCGCGGAAUCAGCGGCGGGAGCGCGGCUCGGAACCCGACGAGCAGCAGCAGCAGCCGGCGCCGGCGCCGCCGCCACCGCCGCCGCCGCCGCCGCCAGAGGAGCCGCUCGCCGACGAUGACGACGAUGACGGCGACUUUGACGGCGGUGCGGACGAUGGCCAGCGGCGCCAGCGGCAGCGGCAGCGGCAGCAGCAGCAGGAGGAGGAGGAGGAGGACGGCGAUUUGAUCACGGACCAGCACAGCAAGGAAUGGAAGGGGACUCUGUACACGAAGUGCAAGUCAGGGAAGACGAUCAAACAGAUCGCAACGGUCAUUCCUGUCAUUGGGCAGGGCGGGUGGACGAGACAUUUCGUGUCCGUACGGUGCCCGUGCAGCGACAAUGCCACGCAGGGUGAAGGGAUACACAGGGAGGAGCGUGGGCGUGCGGGCAGCGUUCACACAGACGGACACUCACAGAGACACAAGGACCGGAGGAAAAGCUCUCUCGACGUUCGUUCUAACACGUCCCGAGGCAGUGAUGGAGGCAGCGUUCACCACCGGAGAAACUCGUCCAUGGCGCGAAUUCACUCGAUGACCAUCGAGGCCCCCAUCACCAAGGUGAUCAACAUCAUCAACGCGGCCCAGGAGAGCAGUCCCGUGUCGGUGGCGGAGGCUCUGGACCGCGUGCUCGAGAUCCUGAGGACCACGGAGCUCUACUCGCCGCAGCUGGGCUCGCGCGACGACGACCCUCACGCCAGCGACCUCGUCGGGGGGCUCAUGACGGAUGGGCUGCGUCGAUUGUCGGGAAACGACUUCAUUCUCUCCAAGAACGUGCACCACGCACAGAGUCCCCUGCGUGUGCCCACGGCGCCGGCGACGGGCGACGCGGCGGGGCCGCCCCCUCGCGUCGUCGAGGCGCUCGGCUUCGAGGACCGCUGGGACUUCGACAUCUUCGAGGCGGAGAACGUGACGCACAAGAGGCCGCUCGUGUACCUGGGCCUCAAGGUGUUUGCGCGCUUCGGGGUGUGCGACUUCCUGGGCUGCUCGGAGGCGACGCUGCGCUCGUGGCUGUCCCUCAUCGAGGCCAACUACCACUCGAGCAACUCGUACCACAACUCCACGCACGCCGCCGACGUGCUGCACGCCACCGCGUACUUCCUGCGCAAGGAGCGGGUCAAGGCGUGCCUCGACCAGUGCGACGAGGUGGCGGCGCUCAUCGCGGCGACGGUGCACGACGUGGACCACCCGGGGCGCACCAACUCGUUCCUGUGCAACGCGGGCAGCGAGCUGGCGGUGCUCUACAACGACACGGCCGUGCUGGAGAGCCACCACGCGGCGCUCGCCUUCCAGCUGAGCACGCGCGACGACAAGGGCAACAUCUUCCGCAACAUGGAGAGGAGCGAUUUCCGCACGCUGCGCCAGGCCAUCAUUGACAUGGUGCUGGCCACGGAGAUGACGAAGCACUUUGAGCACGUCAACAAGUUCGUGAACAGCAUCAACAAGCCGGGAGGGGGAGCGGACGACGCUGCCUCCGUGAAUGGUGGGGGAGGGGAGGGGGAGUCGAUGGGCCCUGGUUGCUCCCCGGAGAGCCGCCUGCUCAUCAAGCGCAUGCUCAUCAAGUGCGCCGACAUCUCCAACCCGUGCCGCCCUCUGCCGCUGUGCGUUGAGUGGGCGGGGCGCAUCUCCGAGGAGUACUUCGCUCAGACGGAUGAGGAGAAGCGCAAGGGGCUGCCCGUGGUGAUGCCGGUGUUUGACCGCUCCUCCUGCAGCAUCCCCAAGUCCCAGAUCUCCUUCAUCGACUACUUCAUCAGCGACAUGUUCGACGCCUGGGACGCGUUUGCCGACCUCCCUGACCUCAUGGAGCACCUGGGGCAGAAUUACCGCUACUGGAAGGGCAUGGACGAGCAGCAACUCAAGACGCUGCGACCUCCGCCCCCGCAGUGACGCACGCAAACACGCCGGCGCGGACGGGGAACGGACACGCGGACGCACUCGCACCUGGACCGCAACAACAACAACAACAACAGUCGCCAUUCGCCACCGAGUGGCGGCAACGUGACUACGACGCGCGGCGUGCGCGCCAGGCUGGGUGCACUCUGAGGCUGUGACUUGGGGGUGCGCAAGGCGCUCGCCGCUGCUGCUGGCGGGGAGGUCACGGGACAGACCCAGGUGCUAUGGGUUGACUGCGAGAGGACUGGCAGAUGGCCUCUGCCCAUGUUUCCCGCUGUACCACUUAGCAUGUGUUAUCCGGCCGGCGCUCCGCUGGACGUUGUGUGCGUGUUGCUCCUCCUCCUCCCUCCGUCGUUACUGUUGUUGUUGUUGCUGUUGUUGUUGUUGUUGCUGCAACAGACGGACGGCCACGUGGACCGAAACAAUGACGGCCAAGGGGAAGGACGGGCGUGGAAAUAGACACGGGGCACACGGACGUACGCACACCGUCCCUCCGUCCGUCUCCCCCCGGCCUGUCUUCGCCCCCCCCACCAAAGCAUUUGUUUGACGCUCCGUCUACCUGCACAGGAUUCUGUCCCAGUCUCGGUUUUCAACACGUCCGUCCGUCCGUCCGUCAGUCAGCACUUUGGACCGCACGUCCACGAGUCUUUCCGUCCGUCCGUUCAUCUGAAAUGCACUGGCAGGAGAAACCCGGGCGAUGAACAUCGUCGCUUGGCCAAUUCAUUAUUUUUAUUUUAAAGAAACUGUGAAUGCGUUUGCAAUGGCGCGAGAGAGAGAGAGUGAGCGUAAGCGGCGUGUGGGGUGUGUGUGCAGUGAGUGCAGUGAGUGCAGAGUGUGUAGGGUGAGCAGGAUGAGCAGGAUGAGCAGGGUAUGGAGGGUGUGCAGGGUGUGUAGGGUGUGCAGGGAGUGCAGGGAGUGUAGGGUGUGCAGGGUGUGUAGGG